Daphnia pulex (common water flea) is the source of this 891-nucleotide messenger RNA. RefSeq names its product lysine-specific demethylase 7B-like. The transcript is spliced from 5 exons. Lineage: Eukaryota; Metazoa; Arthropoda; Branchiopoda; Diplostraca; Daphniidae. Gene Ontology annotation, molecular function: histone demethylase activity; transcription coregulator activity. Bases 34 to 891 code for a protein of 285 amino acids. The record is from RefSeq and is a predicted model, not a curated record. Gene Ontology annotation, biological process: regulation of transcription by RNA polymerase II; protein demethylation.
CUUGAACGUCCAGAGGUGCAGAAGUACUGCCUCAUGGGAGUACAAGAUUCCUAUUUCGAUUUCCACAUUUAUUUUGGAGGGUCUUCAGUGUGGUAUCACGUCUUUAAGGGAGAAAAGAUAUUCUACUUGGUUGCACCUACUCCAGAAAACUUGGAUCUCUACUUACAAUGGAUGUUGAAACCAAAUCCCCACGAAGUAUUUUUCGGCGAUAUGGUUGAUGCCUGUUAUCGAUUGGUGGUACAACAAGGGCACACCUUGUUUAUACCAACGGGAUGGAUUCAUGCCGUACUGACACCAAAAGAUUCGUUGGUUUUUGGCGGCAAUUUCUUGCAUAAUUUAAAUAUGGAGCUACAAUUGAAGAUUUACAACAUCGAAGUUGCUUCAAAAGCCCCAAUCAGAUUUCGCUUUCCUUCAUUUCAAACACUGCACUGGUUUGCAGCGGAAAGGAUAGUAGAAGAUUUGAGAGAUAUGAACAGCAAAGGUUCUCGUUGUCAGGAGCAGUUCAUUCGAGGGAUCAGAGCGUUGGCCGCCGCACUGAAAAGCUGGACGAUAGAAAAAGAUAAUGGCAAAGGAAGGAGCGAACCAAUCCCCGAACGUAUCUUAGUACCUAAACUACUAAAAGAAUUAAGUCGGGAGCUUCGUCAUGUCGAGAAGAACUCUAAUUUGUCCAUCCCUCAGUCUCCAGUGGCACCAUCUCUGCCGAUAGCCAAAAUUGAAAAAACUUCUCCGAAAAGAGUCCGUCGUAAGAGAGUCAGCAGUAGUCUACAUUCAAGUACAAUAGCGUACACGAUCUCCCCACGUCUACAGCAGGUAAUCGAUCUGGCUUAUCUACACCGAGAUCGGAGACUGGAUAAAAAUAUAUUGAUGAAAAUAUAUUACUUUAUGUGGUAA